Hyphopichia burtonii NRRL Y-1933 is the source of this 834-nucleotide messenger RNA. RefSeq lists its product as uncharacterized. NCBI's taxonomy places the organism in Eukaryota, Fungi, Ascomycota, Pichiomycetes, Serinales, Debaryomycetaceae. The record is from RefSeq and is a predicted model, not a curated record. The transcript has a single exon. Bases 1 to 834 code for a protein of 277 amino acids.
AUGUCUACUUCAACUUCUUCAACUUCAAAAGUUUCUUCUUCAGAUGAUGAUUCUUCUAAAUUACCCCGAUCAAGUCAAACCGGAUCUCUUGGUUCAAACAUUAAAAUUUUGAAUUAUGAAGAUUCUCCCAAGGCUGCCAUUACUUUGCUUAAAGCUUUUGAUAAUGACUCUUUGGCCAAAUUACUUGUAAGUGAUUUGAAUGAUCAUCAACUGAAAAGAGACUUUGAGUUAGCUCUUUAUGAAGCUUAUGUCAGGCAACAUAUUUCAAAAGGUUUAUGUCUAGGUAUUAAUGAAUCCGAUGAUGAAUUUGAAACUGUUGCAGUUUGGUCAUGUCCUGAUUCUGUAGAAAGAGGUCUUGAAUCUUUUUCAACUUUAAUGGAAUCAGGUUAUGGCAAAGUUUGGAAUUUAGGUUGUGAAGGCUCUCGCAAUAAAGUUUUCAAUGGACUAUUACCAUUAUUAGAACAUACAAAUGAACGUAUUGUUACAACUGAUCCAAGGUUUAAAGGUAAAGGGGUGUAUACUUUGGUCUAUGUUGGUUCAACUGCUAAUGCCCGUGGUAAAGGUAAUGCAAGAAAAAUGUUUGAUUACAUGUUUCAAAAUUAUAUCGAUUUGCCCGAUACGAGUAACAUUACUUAUUUAGAAAGUUCAAGUGUUUCAAAUAUUCCAAUUUAUGAAAAAUUUGGAUUCAAAUUUUAUGAAGAUAUCGUUCUUGGUGACAAAGUUGAUGAAAAUUCCAUUGAAGGUGAAGACUACGCAGUUAUGAAUAUCAUGAUUAGGGAUACUUUGGGCCAUGAUUGGACAAAAGAUGAUGAUAUCUCUGUUGCCAAAUUGUAA